This is a messenger RNA of Paramecium octaurelia, 877 nucleotides long. The record is from the annotation of a GenBank genome assembly. NCBI's taxonomy places the organism in Eukaryota, Ciliophora, Oligohymenophorea, Peniculida, Parameciidae.
CUAGUAUCUAAGCAUAAUAGAAGUCAAUUCAAAUGAAGACAGCCAACCUCCCCCCUACAUGGGAAGUCUUCUCAACUCUUGAUUUUAAUAGGCAGCAAACCAUCUACAAGACUAUGUGUGAAUAGAUUCAAUAGCAAAUGAAGCAAAUUACUGUUCUACAAGAAAAAGUUAAAUAAAAUGAAGUAUUUCAUUCUCGUAAACUAGUUACUUGCCUCGUAAAAGUUAGAAGACACUCAGCAUAGACUUUCUGAAGAAUAAUCAAAAUUGAAAUAAGAAAUUCAAAUUCUUUAAUCACUUUUAGAAAAGAAAGAAAAUGAAAUCAAAUUUCAAAAUGACCAAUUGGAUGAACAAACUAAUUAUAUCAAAUAAUUAGAAGUUGAUGUUUAAAAGAGAUAAGAAUCAUAGAAAUACGAUUAGUUGAUAGUUGAAUUAAAACAAUAAAUAAAGGAAUAACAAUUAGCUAUUUCUUCAUAUGAGAAGUCGAUUCAAGAACUAAAAUAUACCAUUGAAGAAUAAGAGCAACAAUUGGAAGACAUUCAAAAUAAAUACAAUUAAGAAUUAGAUGAAAAAGACUUAAAACUGGCAGAAUAUGAAGUAUAAUACUCUUUCAAAUUAGAAACAAUUAGAAUUGCAUUUGGAGGACAAUUAAAAAUUGCAAUAAGGAUAUCAAUCACUAAAUGAGAGAAUUAAUUCGAAUAAAGACUAUCAAUAGUUUUAGCAGCAAUAUAAUGAGUUAUUCAAUGAGUUUUCUAUCAUCAAACAACACUACUAGAACAAAUGCAAUAAAAUUAAAGAACAAGAACUGACUAUUGAAGAUUUAAUAGGCGAAAAUUCAAGACUUGUUAUUGAACUUUAUCACUACUAAAAAUAAUAAUGA